GCUACCUUACAGACAACUUUUUCUUCCACAUUUUCAUCCAUGACUACGCGGACUUUAUAACAGUAACUAGCUUCCCGAAAUAACACUUCUGCUUCCGGUUUUCUGUUCCUUUAUCACCGAAUUAGCAAUAUAGAUAUUAAUCCUGCCAAAUGCAAAUUUUGUUCGUCAUUUGACUUUAAUUUAUUGAAAUGAUUAAUAAUUUUUUCUUUACUUUUUUUAGAUAAUAGUUAUUCAAAACAUUUUUUCUUGCAUGUGCAGGCUCUUCUUGUUUCAUGGGUUUGUAACCGCAAUUUCUUACCGACCUCAGUAAUUCUUCCAAAUAUUUUUCUUUUCUUUGUCUUCAACUCUUUACAUCCACCGCUAUCAUCUUCAAUUAAACCUACAGAUGGACUUUCAGACAUUUUGAGAUAUUAUACAACACAAAAACCACAGAACUACUAUAUUGUUACUAACAAUGUGUUGAUUACGUCGUCAAGGCGAAAAAGAACACGUUUUGUUGCAACAAUAAUAUUAACAAUAAUAGUUAUUUAGGGCUUAAUGCCGCGAUACACAUUAUAUUUUUUCUGCAAUUAUUACAAUUUUAUUAAACUAUUUAAAGCGUUUUGAAUUACGUUUACCGGCUGUCACUGUCAACUAAAAAUUUAAUAAAUGACAAUACCAACCUAAAUAUUGUUGUCAUUGUAUAUUUUUUAUUCGUUUAAAUGGAGUAAAAAAAGUCUGCUAACAUAUCUUGGGAUACUAUUAACCACAAAGAAUUAUGUUUUUUUUUGGACUUAACGGUUUUUUAUACUGUUUUAGAUGGACUUACCAUGUUUUUCCCCUGUACAUCUAAACUUAUUUUGUGAAUAUCUCAAGACUAAACAUGUUUUCAUCUAAAACUCAUUGAUCAUCUUGUAGGUCGUAAUUUUUACUACAAGAUUCAAUCAUUUAGAUCAAUUAAUGAAAUAUUGGACUUAUCACGUUUUCCCCUGAACCCUUCAUAUUUAUUCACAAAUUCGUUUGUUCUUUUUUCCAAAAUUUUUAAUCUUUGUACUAUUGUUAAUUUUGGUGGUUGGAAAUACUUUGUCAAUGGCACUUCAACUUGCUCAAAGGACAGGUCCUCAGGUUGUUUUGGAAUUACUAUAUUAGUUACUAUUUCAUAGAUAUUUGUAUCCAUUAUCAGUAAGAAAAUAUUCUUUUGUUUUUCUUCUUCUGUUCUAUUAUCCUUGAAAUGUAACUUUAAUCUUUUUACGUACGUAGCAAAGGCUUCUUAUGAAAUAUCGUAUUCUCCUACUUUUCCGGUUUCAGUCAUUUUUUCCAAUUCUAACCUGACUUCUCUUUUCUUUAUUUUACGUGGUUCUUUUUCUUUUACCUCGAUGUCUAUUUUCUUCAAAGGUCCCAUCCUCGUCGCCACUUUUAUGAUCUUUACUAACUUUAAUAAAACACUUUUAACUAUUUGGAGUUCGUUUAUUAUAACUCCAAGUCCAUCACAUUCUAACAUGAUUACAAUUGUUCUUCUGCGACCGUUACGCCACGUAAUUCGCUAUUGUAACGCCAUCUAUACUUUAUUAAUACAUGUACUUAAUAUAUAAAAUACAUAACAAUAAUAAAACGAUGAUUUCGAAGAUAACACAACCCAGCUUCAUUAUGGUCAACCCAACAAACUCAUUAUUGUUAUGCUCAUACAAUAUUUCUUUGUAACGCUGAGGAAGAUACAGAUCUAUGGGCAAUACGAAAUCUUGGAUUACACUUUACAAUUGGACCGCGUUAUUCUAGAUACUGUUUCAGUUACAGUUUCGGUAUUGACGUUAAGUUUUAUAUCAAUGGAAAGAUGGUACGCUAUUUGUUUUCCUUUGAAAUUUAAAUCGACGAUAGGAAGAGCAAAAACUGCUAUAUUGAUAAUAUGGAUAAUUGCCUUAACAUUAGAUGUUCCCGAAUUAGUUGUUUACGAAACCAUACACCGUGGAAACGAAAGUAUUUCGAUUUUAUUCACUCAAUGCGAACCAGUUUGGCCACAAAUGUUCGAUUUAAGUUGGACGAUAAUGAAAAUGACCUUAUUGUAUGCAAUACCUUUAUGUGUUAUGGCGAUAAUGUAUUAUAGAAUCGGUAAAGUAUUGAGGAUAUCUGAAAAGCAACUCACCUCGAGAGAAAUAUCCGAAAAUACUCACCUCCACAACUUUUCAAUAACGGCGAGCAUGAACAAGAAAGGACAGCUCGAAAGCAGGAAAAAGGCGGCUAAAAUGCUUGCAAGUGUUGUCGGGAUGUUUGCUCUUUGUUUUCUUCCGUUGCACACAAUCGAAAUCUUAAGGCUAACGAUGGAAAUGCGAAAUAAUGAAGUAAAUCGGGCUUUCUCCAUGUUCUCACAUUGGCUUUGUUAUGUCAAUAGUGCCGUCAAUCCGUUGAUCUAUAACUUUAUGAGUAAAAAGUUCAGGAAGGAAUUUAAGAAGUCUUUCGAGUGCUGCACUAAAGCGGGAAGGCAGAAAAGAAAGGAUACCUUUGUGUUUCAGCAGAUGGGAUCGUUAUCAAAGAAUAGAAUUUCGAACCGAAAGUUUACGCAUACUAGUGGAAGUUUAUCUUCCAGAACUGAUACUGUUACCACUAAACUAUCUGAAUAAUUUUUAGAUAUAUAAAAGAUGUUGUAUUGAUUUUAACUUGAAUUGUAUGUUUGUAUAUAAAUUUUUAUGCAGUA
Molecule: messenger RNA, 2668 nt
Organism: Onthophagus taurus
Lineage: Eukaryota; Metazoa; Arthropoda; Insecta; Coleoptera; Scarabaeidae
Product: orexin receptor type 2-like
Biological process (GO): G protein-coupled receptor signaling pathway; feeding behavior
Cellular component (GO): plasma membrane
Molecular function (GO): neuropeptide Y receptor activity; orexin receptor activity
Source: RefSeq, a predicted model, not a curated record